Molecule: messenger RNA, 1327 nt
Organism: Emiliania huxleyi CCMP1516
Lineage: Eukaryota; Haptophyta; Isochrysidales; Noelaerhabdaceae
Exons: 5
Source: RefSeq, a predicted model, not a curated record
CUCAUGGUGGUGAACUAGAACGCCACCCUUGAGGAUGCCAUCCAACCUGCUCGACGGCGCCUCCUCCUCUUCCGACUCGGAGGAGGAUGUCUCGCCCCCGCCUCGCCACUCUUUGCAGCACACUUUGCCCACCAAUCACUCCAAUCAGCCUGGCGGGCCUCCGCCGCCGCCGCUGCGCCCGGCGGGCGCAGCGGCGUCACUACCGCUGCGAGUGCCGCCUCUCGCGAACAUCGUCAUCAUGCCGGUUCGGCGUUAUACGGCGACCGCCGACGGCGCCCGCUUCCUCGAGGGCGAGGGCGUUCUGCACCUCACGGGUGGUGUGCUGCGGCACGUCUGCUGCCCGUCCUCGUCGUACGACUCCACGCCGCGCCUCGGCCGCCUGCGCCAGGUGAAGCGUGAGCUCGAGGAGCUGCUCGCGGGACGCGCCGCGGGCGCGGGGGACGGCGUCAGCUGCAACAACAACGGGAGCGACUGCUGCGACCCCGGAGACGGCGUCGGUGAGUGCAGCGCUUGCGGCGUCGGCUGCGCGGUCGCGGGUGGGGGCGCGGGCGGAGGCGCCGGCGGAGGCGCCGGCGGGGGCGCGGGCGGCGCGAGCAGCGGCGCGCUCGGCGGCGGCGGAGCCGACGCGGACGAGAUGCCCGAGGUGUGGACGGUCGACGUGGGCGCGGGCGGCGUCUCGAUUUGGCUUGUCCGCGCGCCCGACGAGCUUGCGUUUCGGCGCGCGCCGCCGUCGACCGAGCCGACGACGCUGCUCGUGCUCCCGGCGUCGACCGAUUGCGAGCGCGACGCGGCGGCGCGCCUCGCCGCCACGCUCGGCGUCUGGUCGGACUCGGCUUCGCUCGAAGAAGACGCGCCGCGGCUGGCGCUUCUCGCGGCGACCGCGAUCCUGCACUCGGGCGCGCUGACCGCGCGAGGCUUGCGAGGGCGCGCGACCCCCCCCAUCGGCUCCUUUUGCGACCAUCGGCCAGAUUACGGACGAUUGGCGGGCCGUCACAGCGGAAGAGCGCUGUCGAUGGCGUCCCACAUGUGGCCCUACGUCCACCAACGCCGCCUGUAUGUCCCUGAUCACCACGAUGGUCGGCUCGGGCGUGCUCGGCUUCCCGGCCCUCUUUGCCAAGGGGGGCUGGCGGCCAUCAAGGGGGUCUCGACGGUCCCCCGGGCGGGAAUCACCGCCAACGUCUCGCUCGGCGUCGGCGUCGCAGCCUCGCGCGCAGGGGCCGCCGCCGCCGAACGGCUCGGCCACAACUUUGAGGGCACGCAGACGCGACUGGGCGCGGCGAUCCGCGCCAUCGGCGCGCGCUUCCCCUUCCUUUCCCCCCUCACCGCC